UUAUUUUCCCAUUUUUUUGUGAAUACAUAAAAAAGCAUGAGAAAAAUGGCUUAGAAUUUUAUGGAAUUGUAAUAAUAAUUAGGAAUCUUUGUUUUUUGGAUAAUGAAAUCUGAAAUAUUUACCUAUGGAUUUAGUGAUCAUUGGAUGAUAAGAAAUCUAUUAUCAUCUAAUAAUAUUAAAAAAGUUGCCUUUCUACUUACAUUCGUAUUGAUUGGUUAUCAUGGCGUUCUUCAUUUGACUUCAGGAGUCAAAUCAUGUAAAUGGCUGCUUAGUGAUGGAAGUUUUCAUGGAUUUGGUAGCUAUCGUGUUUGGCAACCAUACGGUUGCAUGUUACAUACAUAUACCAAAAUUGAUACACGAAUGUGCCUCAAAUAUAUUGCCUAUUGGGGUGGUCGUAAUCAUAUUGUAUUCAUGGGUGAUGCCCGUAUUCAUCAAUUAUAUGAACAAUUUGUACAAUCUAUUGAUGUGAAUCCGCCCCCAACAUCAACUACAAUCGAUCAUCAUUAUGAAGAUUCACAAUAUCAAGAUAAAGAUCUCGAUCUAAACAUUAGAUUUUUAUGGAGGCCAGUUGUUAAUCGAUCAAUGAUUGAUCAAUGUAAACAUUGGUCUUCAUUAAGAGAUCAUCUUAAACCGAAUAUUGUAAUAAUGGGUAGUGCUACCGAUUCCAUUCGAUCGAGUAAUGGUAGUGCUGAAGCGUUGGAAUUUUAUCACAAAAAUCUUACUAUAAUGUUGCCAUGUAUGGAAUCAUUGAAUCGAACCACUAGAUUUCUAUGGGUACUGCAAGAUCCAAUCAAACAACAGCAUUACGGUUUUUUACAAACAGAAAAACCAAAGACAACGAUAAUCACGAAUGAACAAAUUGAUCUGUAUAAUAAGGCAGCAAUGGAAGCGCUUCGUUUUGCCAGAGCAAAUACGGUCCAUGUAUGGAGUUCAGCUCGUUUAGUGGCGCAAGGUUUUAUUGGUGAAGAUUCAAUAAAUGGUUCGAAUGAUGAACUUCGUAUCGAUUCACAUUCAUUGAAAUUUUCCAUACAAAUUCUAUUGAAUCUCUAUUGCAAUGAUCAUAUGAAUUAUAAUGAUGGUACAUGUUGCAGUGAUCCAGAGAAAAUCACUGCCAUUCAAUUUAUUGUUUUAAUGGUAUUCACAAUGAUCAUUGCAAUCAGUACAACGAUUUAUAUCUAUAAUGGAUAUUUUAGUAAACAAAAUCAUUUCAGGCUACGUAGACGAAAAUAUAAAUGGACAAGAUUAAAAAAUGAUGAUUGUGAAUUCGAAUUGAUUAAAGUGAAUGGUGUAUUCGAUAACAAUAACUCAGAGAUCAACAGUGACGUUGAUCACGACGAUAAUGAUCAAGAUCAUAAUAAUAAUUCGAACGAAGUACCGAUAAUCACUAACCCCGAACAAUCAUCAGAUGAAAAAAAUGAGCCGAUAAUAAAACGAGAUUUAUUCUUUCUUUUAACCCGUUUAGGAAUUAUAAUGUUAUAUUUUUAUCUCUGUGAUCGUACAAAUUUCUUCAUGAAAGAAAACAAAUAUUUUACUCGUCCAAAUUUUCUACUUCCGAUUGCCUAUGUUUUUGCAUUAGGCUUAUUCUUUACUGAUGAAUCAUCACAUACGAAUGUAUUGCAUACGGAUCAAACAAACGAAAUAAAAGGUUGGAUGCAAUUGGUCAUUUUAGCCUAUCAUUAUACGGGUGCAUCACAAGUUUUACCAAUUUAUAUGUCCGUUCGAUUAUUGGUAUCAUUGUAUUUAUUUCUAAGCGGAUAUGGACAUUUUACCUAUUUCUACACAACCGGUGAUGUUAGUUUUACAAGAUUUUGGAAAGUUAUUUUUCGUUUAAAUUUUCUUGCCGUUUGCCUUUGUCUUUGUAUGAAUCGUCCUUAUCAAUUUUAUUAUUUUGUUCCACUUGUAACAUUUUGGUUUAUCAUAAUGUUCACUACAUUCAAAAUUAUACCACAUGUUUCGGCUCAAUCGGCUGAAUCAAAUUCAUCACAUUAUUUUUAUCUUGUUUUGAAGCUUGUCACUUUAUUUGCCAUUGUUUCGUUAUUAUAUACUUCGGAAGUAUUUUUUGAGAAUAUUUUUCUCAUUAGACCAUGGAAAGCAUUGUUUGUUAAUGCAGAUGAUUCCAUUAAAGAAUGGUGGUUUCGUUGGAAAAUUGAUCGCUAUAGCGUCCUGUUUGGAAUGAUCACCGCGUUUGGCUUACAGAUGUUACGUAAACAUCAACUUAUCUGGGAGAAUGAUACUUAUCCAUAUUUGUUUCCAUUUCGUAUCAGUAUUUUUGCCAUAUUUUCCGCCCUUAUUGGUUUGAUUUUUUAUAUAGCGUUGACAUUUCUCUGCAAUAACAAAUCCGAAUGUAAUGAAUUACAUCCAUACGUUUCAUUUAUACCAAUAAUAUCGUUCAUAAUAUUACGUAAUACAUCAAAAUGGUUUCGUUCUCGUUUCAGUUUGUUAUUCUCUUGGUUUGGUCGAAUUUCUCUUGAGCUAUUCCUUUGUCAAUAUCAUAUAUGGUUGGCUGCUGAUACUCAUGGAAUUUUGGUACUAAUACCAGGCUAUCCGGUAUUGAAUGUAGUAAUCACAUCAUUCAUAUUUAUAUCAAUUGCACAUGAUAUUCACAUGAUAACAGAUUGUAUUGUUCAUUGUUUGAUUACAAAUGAUUGGCGUUAUACAUUGCGUAAUCUUUGCAUUAUUUGCCUAAUAUUAUUACCGGUCGGUAUCAAAGAUGGAAUGUUCUAAUCAACAAUUGUUGUAAAUGGAGAUGUUUAUUCUAUAUAUAUAAAAAAAAUUUAUCCGAUAUUUAUUUUAACUCAACCAUCCCCUAGUCAAG
Molecule: messenger RNA, 2815 nt
Organism: Dermatophagoides pteronyssinus (European house dust mite)
Lineage: Eukaryota; Metazoa; Arthropoda; Arachnida; Sarcoptiformes; Pyroglyphidae
Product: N-acetylneuraminate (7)9-O-acetyltransferase
Source: RefSeq, a predicted model, not a curated record